Molecule: messenger RNA, 1263 nt
Organism: Miscanthus lutarioriparius
Lineage: Eukaryota; Viridiplantae; Streptophyta; Magnoliopsida; Poales; Poaceae
Source: the annotation of a GenBank genome assembly
AUGACGAAAGAAGUAGCGCUUCCAGAAGCCCAUGUUCGAGUGCGACGCGGGCCGGGGCGCGUGGAAAGUGUGCGCGUUGGUGCUGCGCAGCUAAUACUCAACUGGUUCACACUUGAAACGGAGCCACAAAACAAAAGGCUCUCACGUUUAGGUCGACUAGCCGGUGGCCUCCAUAUGGAUUCAGCUUUUAGAAGAGCUCUCAAUGAGCCUAUGUGCUUGGAAGAAACUGUCAUCCAACAAGGAAUUGAAAGAUGCCCAUUCCUGAGGAACAUCAAUGAGCCUACAAGUUUUUCCUUCUCAUCUGUCAACUUCCCUGUUCUGGCAAGAGGAGCCAAGGGACCAAUUUUCGAAGAUGGACCUAAUUUUGACAUGGCAUUUCGAGUUUUCCAUGGUAGAGAUGGCGUUGUCCCACUUUCAGAAGGAUCAUUAGCCCAGAUUGAGAAGCCACUGCCAAAGCCCAAUCCUGAGUUCAACCCAUUGGCAGCCAAAGCAGCAACCAUCAGUCUUUCUGCAUUUGGAGGGUUUUUCAGCUUUGGUGACUUCUCAAAUAAGCACAAUAAGAAAAACUCCAACAAAAAGAACCCCAACAACCUCCCCCAGAAUCAGAAUAAAGGCCAGUCUAACAAUCAUGAAGCACUGAGUAACGAGUGGUUGGAAACGGGCCAAUGUCCACUUGCAAAGUCUUAUAGAGCAUUAAGCGGUGUUGUGCCACUUGUAGCAAAGAUGAUGACACCCCCAGCUGGUAUGAAACUGAAGUGCCCACCUGCAGUGGUUGCUGCCCGCGCAGCACUAUCCCGCACAGCCUUUGCAAAGGGCCUUCGUCCUCAGCCCCUGCCAACCAAAAUACUGGUGAUUGCAUUGCUUGGUAUGGCAGCAAAUGUUCCUCUCGGCAUCUGGAGGGAGCACACAAAGAAGUUUUCAGUGCAGUGGUUUGCUGCAGUGCAUGCAGCAGUGCCUUUCAUAGGGAUGCUCAGGAAAUCUGUGCUGAUGCCGAAGACAGCCAUGGCCCUUACUAUAGCCGCCUCAAUAUUGGGUCAGACAAUCGGGUCAAGAGCUGAACGUAUCAGAUUGAAGAGGGCCGCAGCAGCAAAGUUAGCAAGAGAGAGCCAUGGUGAUGCUGCUGACUACAUCAAAGCACCAAUGAGUCUGAAAAGCGGGAACCACAGUGUUCAGUUUUGGGAUCCGCUUUCCCUCAGAGUUGAAAGCACCAUGGGUGCAGGUGCCCCAGCAGUUCUUGUCCCUGCCGUUUCUGCUUUCAAUUGA